Hansenula ciferrii is the source of this 1302-nucleotide messenger RNA. RefSeq lists its product as uncharacterized. Lineage: Eukaryota; Fungi; Ascomycota; Saccharomycetes; Phaffomycetales; Wickerhamomycetaceae. The transcript has a single exon. Gene Ontology annotation, biological process: transmembrane transport. The record is from RefSeq and is a predicted model, not a curated record. The coding region runs from base 1 to 1302 and encodes 433 amino acids. Gene Ontology annotation, cellular component: endoplasmic reticulum; membrane.
AUGACUCAGUUAUCAUUUAGUCAGAUCUCUUUCCUAACUUUCCAAGCUGUGGUUCAAGUUAUUAUUGUAUGUUUUGCAGGAUUUUGGGCUGCAAAAACUGGAUUAUUAAAUAAAAAUGCUCAAAAAAUUGUUAGUGUAUUAAAUGUUGAUUUAUUUACUCCAGCUUUAAUUUUUAGUAAAUUAGCAAAAUCAUUGUCCUUAAAGAAAUUAUUAGAAAUUAUUGUUAUACCUAUUUUUUAUGCAAUUUCUACAGGGAUUAGUUAUAUUGUUUCCCUAAUAGUUUCAAAAUUUUUUAAAUUUGAUGAAUAUGAAUCAAAUUUUGUUAUUGCAAUGAGUGUUUUUGGUAAUUCAAAUUCUUUACCAGUCUCAUUAACAGUUGCAUUAUCUUAUACUUUACCAAAUUUAGAAUGGUCAGAUGUUGAUAAUGAUUCACCAGAUCAAAUUGCUGCAAGAGGUAUCUUAUACUUGUUAAUUUUCCAACAAAUUGGUCAAGUUUUAAGAUGGUCUUGGGGUUAUAACACUUUAUUGAAAAGGAAACCAACUCCUUUAAAUUCUUAUACUGUUGAUGUUGAAGAUAGAUCUCAAAGGUUUCCAACUCCUGGUUCAAGUGAUUCUGAUUAUUCAAAAUCAAGUCCUGCAGAUCAUUUAUUAUCAAUAGAACCAAAUUAUGAUGAAUCAAUUGAAAGAGCAAAUUAUAAUGAUUAUUAUGAAGAAACUUCCCUAUUAAAGAAAACAUGGUUUAAACUAUCUCAAUUCUGGUCUAAUUUCCUAAGUUUUAUGAAUCCUCCAUUAUAUUCAAUGAUUGCUUCAGUUAUCGUGGCAUCAAUCCAACCAAUUCAAAAAGCUUUAUUCAUUGAUGAUGGAUUUUGGCAUAAUACUAUAGCAGAAGCUAUAAUUCAAUUAGGUUCAGUUUCAAUCCCAUUGAUUCUUAUAGUCCUAGGCUCAAAUUUAUAUCCAUCAUCAGAUAUCCCACCCGCAUCUCAAAACUAUAAAAAAAUCGUAUUUGCCUCACUCAUAUCAAGAAUGAUUAUACCACCAAUCAUAUUAUUACCAAUUAUAGCCAUAGUGGUUAAAUUUUUACAAAUUUCUAUAAUUGAUGAUCCAAUUUUCCUCGUGGUGGCAUUUAUAUUAACUAUUUCUCCACCGGCUAUUCAAUUAUCACAAAUUUGUCAAUUGAAUGAAAUUUUUGAACAAGAAAUGGCUGGGGUUUUGUUUUGGGGGUAUGUUGUAUUGACUUUACCAACUACUAUUGUUACUGUUAGUUGUGCUUUAAGAGUUUUAGAAUGGGCUGUGCCGUCAUAG